GCCCCAACCACAACACCCCGCCGCCUCAAUCCCACCGCCGCCGGCCUCCUCCUCCUCUAGCGCCGCUGCUCCAGCCCCUCACCUUCUCAGCCUGGAUCCGCGCGACAAGGUGUGGGGCUAUGGGAGAGAAGGCUCCAUAUCGCACGACAAGGUGAGGGGGCGCCCAGAUCCACAGCGGCACCACCGCGCCCUCGUCCACCUGGGCCUCGAGGUCGGCCAUGGAGGUCUGGCCCGACCAAUGGAUGGAUGGGGAUGAAACUCUAGCCCAACACCCACCCAUGGAUGGAUGGGGAUGGGGCGACGACGACGGCGGCGGCGGCCUUCUCUCGGUGCUUGCUGAUGUGGUGGACAUCGACGUCGGUGACGGGUUGCAGCACGUAGACAUCAAAGGCUGCGGGUGUGACGGAGGAGCACCAUGGCAGGCUUGCAGCCCAUGGCUCGCUAUGGAAGGCCCUUUGCUUCCCUCUCUCUGUUCGGGCCAUGCUCAUGCAGUCUUUUCUCUUCUCUUCCCGCAAAAAAAGUAUUUUAUCUUCAUGAUCUGAACAUGUUGGAGGCCAUUA
Molecule: messenger RNA, 560 nt
Organism: Triticum urartu
Lineage: Eukaryota; Viridiplantae; Streptophyta; Magnoliopsida; Poales; Poaceae
Source: RefSeq, a predicted model, not a curated record